Molecule: messenger RNA, 1503 nt
Organism: Centrocercus urophasianus (Greater sage-grouse)
Lineage: Eukaryota; Metazoa; Chordata; Aves; Galliformes; Phasianidae
Gene: CFAP36
Product: cilia and flagella associated protein 36
Exons: 10
Coding region: 34-1104 (356 amino acids)
Cellular component (GO): ciliary base; axoneme
Source: RefSeq, a predicted model, not a curated record
CCCAAACCCGGCGCCGCUCUGGGUGGCCCGGCCAUGGCGGCGGAGGAGGAGGAGGCCGACGUGGAGUGGGUGGUAGACAGCAUCGCCGGGUUCCUCCGCGGGCCCGCCUGGUCCGUCCCCGUGUUGGAGUUCAUGGAGCAGAAAUGCGAGGUUUUUGAUGAUGAAGAGGAAAGCAAGUUGUCUUACACAGAAAUUUAUCAGGAAUACCAAGCACUGGUCGAAAAAUUAUUAGAAGGCUAUCUUACAGAAGUUGGCAUUACUGAAGAGAAAUUUCAGGAAGCUUUUUCAUCUCCUCUUGCAAAGACUCACACUUCGCAGGCCAUUUUGCAGACAGUGCUGGCAGCAGAAGAUUUUAGACUAUUUAAAAAAAUGAUGGUACAGAAAAAUAUGGAAAUGCAAUUGCAAGCCAUAAGAGUCAUGAAAGAAAGAAAUGGUGUGUUGCCUGACUGUUUGACAGAGGGUUCCGAUGUAUUCAGUGAAAUUGAACAAGAAGAAAUGAAAAUACUCAGGGAGGUUCUAAGGAAAUCUAAGGAAGAAUAUGAAAUAGAGCAAGAAAGGAGACGGAUGGAAGAAGCACGUGCUAAAUGCAAAUCACCAGCUGUGACCAAUUCUCCAGGAGAUUCAAGAGAAACUGUAAAAGUUAAGGAGUCUACUGAGGGAGCUGAUGGUUCUGGAGAUACUCCAAAGUUAUCAUUAGAGGAAGCUCGGCAAUCUGCAAGGGCAGACUUAAAGCCAGUCCGCCCAUCACAGAAAGGCCCAGAGUGCUCACCUCAGCCCACCAAAGGGAAGGAGGACACGAAGAAGAGAGCGUCUGCAAAACGUGCAGAAAGUGCAGCACAGAAAGCUGCGCCAGAAGGACACAAUGCACCAGAACUUGACGAGCAGCAGCUGAGACAACGGGAGGAGUAUCUUAAGAAAAAACGAGAUAUGCUGGUAGCUGCAAAGAAAGAGUCAAGAAAUAAUAUAAUACCACCCACAAACACGGACCAGAAGGAGGAGGAACCAUCUCCUAAAGAGGAAGUUUCAGAAGAGAAGCAAAAACUACUGCAGAAGAGGAAAGUGCUCGCAGAAAAACUAAAAGAAGAAGUUAUUAAUAAGCGGUAAUUGUGAGAAGCUCAUUGCAGACCUCAAGAACAUAGGCAUCUUUUAGAAUAAAUUAUAACCAAUAAUGGAACGGGUUUGUUUUCAAGUAUCUCACACUUGUUUUUAUAGAGCUUUCGGACAACUCAUUCUGUACUUUGUAUAAAAUGUUUGAAGUUGUGCUGAAAUACAUUGGAAACGGAUUUUCCAGAAUGCUGGAAGCUCACGGAUUUUCACUGGAAUGUGCUCAGCACUGGGGCAGUUUCACAGCCUCACCCACUCAAAUGUACAACAAAUAUUCAUCUGUUAAAAUAAUAGCUAAAAAAUGUGAACAAACAGAUUUGAUUAACCUUACCUUUUUCUAAAGAUUAUAGAACUUGGUUCAUUAGAAUAUCAGAAAUAAACUACUAUUUCGGGCUGUAA